Electrophorus electricus (electric eel) is the source of this 1969-nucleotide messenger RNA. Its product is annotated as glutamate-rich protein 6. The record is from RefSeq and is a predicted model, not a curated record. NCBI's taxonomy places the organism in Eukaryota, Metazoa, Chordata, Actinopteri, Gymnotiformes, Gymnotidae.
UUCAGGCCACAAAAACACCCGGACAACACUGCGGUGCACUGCCGCAAAAGUUGCUGAGGUCAGUGUGUGUUCAGAUCGGCGCGAUUGGAGUUCCCCACUUUUACACAUGUCGAGUUCUGGACUGAAAAAAAGUCUGGGGGGAUCUCGGGCUACUGUGGAUUGAAUGUCCUCUCAUUAGAAAGUGAGUGGAGAGGCUUUAGCCAAAAGAAUGUCUCAAUUCAGGGAUAUGAAAUAGUGAGGAGAAGCUCUCAGUAAGCAAUAUGGUUUAAGAUGAAAGACAAGAGCAGGACAGUUUGAAUUCAGCUCAUGGAACAGGAGAAUGUGCAGAUGCCGGAGGUGUCUCCAGAUCCUGGCCGUGGCCUCCACGGAGUGCUGAGAUACAGGAGGGAACUGCAGGACAGAAGAAUCCGCCUUCAGCCUCAGUCAUAUAGCGACCUAUCAGCGACCUGUGAAUUUUGUGGCACUACUGCGAAACCUCCACUUGAACCAGUGCACACAGACUCAGAGGACUUCUGCUGUCUACGGUACAGGGAGGUCUUUGAGGAGGUGGUCCAGGAGACAAGGAUUGCUCUGAAGCUGUCUGAAGAACAGUCCGGGAGAUGUGUGCAAGCAGGUGAUGUCUCCAGCAGUGGGGAGGUGGAGCAGGAACUAGGAGCUGGGGAAUCUGGGAGCAUGGAACAGAGAUUGCAACAGAAAGAGUUGGAGAGGUACUACCUAGAGGCUGCAGAAAGAUUGUCUUCAGAGAUUAGCUUGUUCCACACCAACACCAUCAGUUUCCGGCUUUCUGGCUCUGUACCCAUGGAGGAGAGCCGGGCUACAAAGCAGGACUGCAGCGAAGAGAGGAAGCCAAACCUGUGGAACUGGCACAGCACUUCCGGAUCCAGAUCAGCUGAAUUUGGUCUUUCCCAUCAUCAGAACAAUGCAAGGUUCAUCCAGAAGUUUUACACAAAUGGGAAUAAAUUUCUCACUGGGCUUCCAGAUGGUUCUGCCCAAGUUUUCUAUCCCUCAGGAAAUUUGGCCAUCAUCCUUCUCACAAAUGAGAAGGAUAGUGUCUGUGUUGUUCAUGAUGAUGUCAGCACCUAUUGCCCAAUCAGAGCCUUGUUCCAGUCCAGUGGCAGAGCCACAUGUUACCAUGGCAAUGGCAGUGUCUGGCUGAGCAUGGACACAUGGGGGGGGCAGAGUCUGGAUGAGGGAGGAACCAGGACUCGUAGGUGGAGCUGGACUGACCACACCCAAACACCCACACCCCUCAAACCUAUCUUUCUGUCACUUAACCAAAACGUGGGGGUCAGAGUUCUGGGACGACAGCACAUCUUUGUGUCCUUCCUGGCAUCAGGACAGCAAACUCGGUUCACUGUUGGUAGCUGCAUAAAGCAAACACAGCUGAAGGAGGGAGACUCCCCUUCCCGCAGACCUCCCCUGUGCAAAGAAGAGCUGUUCUUGCUGGCGUGCCGUGUGUACAUAAGGCUGGCGCUCAUACGGCCCAGCUGGUGCCAUCAUCGGCCUGCCGACUCCUGGCACCAGCUGGUCAGGCCCCCUCCUGGCCUCCUUGCAGUGGGCCGGAAGCUCCUGAGCCUGAGCCAGAGAGUGCACAUGGCGGACGCAGACAGAGCCUUCAUCCAGCACUGCCUGCAGGACUGCCAAUGAGCUUGUUUUAUAAAACUGACCUUUAACCUGUUUAAAUGCACUGCUGUACAAGAACCAGAUUUAAUUAACAUCUUAUCCACUAAUGCGAAUAUUGCUUGUCAUUUAUGUAUAUUGCCACAUGCAAAUGAGCACAUGCUGAAUAAGUCUGCUUAGUCUUUUGUUUACUGUAGACUUGUUAGCAUUAACUUUCAUUGGGACAUCACAGACUUAUGGUUUACAAACUAUUGUUUAGAAGAAUGAAUUUAACCACUGGUAAAUAGCCCUGAUGAGAUAUGUACAUGACACACAUGAAUUAAAACAUUUAUAUACUAUAAAGCCCAAA